AUGUUGCCAAGUAUUAAUAUUCGUGCUCUUUCACUAGUGACAAUAAUUGCAUGUUUUGGAUCAGCUAUAGGAGGUCAUAUUAAUCAUUUUUUCUCAGGAUUGUAUGCCAGAACUUUAGCUUUGAAGUUAAAGAAUCCAGCUCUGAAAAUUUUAUUAGCUGUUGGUGGAUGGCAGAUUGGAUCAAAACCUUUUAUUCCAAUGAUAAAAGAUGAAGCCACAAGAAGUACGUGGAUCAAAAACGUAGUCAGCUAUGUUAGAAGGCAUGGAUUUGAUGGCUUUGAUAUGGACUGGGAAUUUCCAGCUACCAGAGGGAGCGCUCCAGAAGAUAAAUACAGAUUUACUCUAUUAAUGAAGGGUCUCUUUGAAGCAUUUGCAAAGGAAGCUGAAAUCAGUGGUAAAGAAAAGUUGCUUCUUACUUUGGCUGCAGCAUCUGGUACCUACUACAUUGAUCAGAGCUAUGAACCCAGUAAAAUCAUACAUUACAUAGAUUAUAUGCUUUUGAUGAGUUACAAUUACCAUGGACAGUGGGAGAAAGUAACUGGACACCACAGUGGACUCUACCCUCAUAAGAAUGACCCAAAGAAUGGAGAAAAAGCUCAACUUUAUCAGGAAUGGUCUAUUGAUUACUGGUUGAAUGUUGGUAUUUCAAAAGACAAGUUGAUUGUUGGCCUGCCAACUUAUGGUAUGACCUUCACCUUAGUUGACCAGUCAAAACAUGGAAUUCAUGCUCCUUCUGCUGGUGCUGGAAGAAUGGGAGAUUACACCAGAGAGAUGGGCAUACUGUCUUAUUAUGAGAUUUGUCUUAAUCUGAAAAGCCAAGCUUGGAAAUCAGAAUGGAUUGAAGAUCAACAAGUCCCUUUUGCUUAUGGUGGUGACCAGUGGGCAGGCUAUGAAGAUAAAAAGAGUAUAGCUUUAAAGGCCAAUAACAUCCUGAAUCGGGACUUGGCAGGAGCUUUUGUAUGGUCAGUGGAGAUGGAUGAUUUUGGUGAUGUAUGUGGUCAAGGCCAGUAUCCACUCUUGUCUACAAUUGUAGAGAUUAUUGGUGACAGAGCACCUAACCAACCAGCAGCAAGGGAAGCAGCCAAUCAUUACAGGCCUAGACAAGAAGUGACAGCAGAGAGGCCAGUCACAACUGUUACUGAUAGCAAAGAGAGCUCCAAUCAAGAUUCUUCAGAAUCCACAUUCCUACUCCAGUUUAAGAAAAUUAAAGGCAAGUUCAUUUCUGACUCCAGAAAGAAAAGUUCCUCUUCUGCCGCUCUUCCCACUUUCAAAGCAACUGAGGCCUUGUCAUCAUCUGCCUCUGCCUCUUCCGCCUCAAGUGUGAAAGGCUCUCACAACCGUUGGUGGAGCAGUGAAAUUUUGAAAUACAAAGUAAAAACUCAGGAGCCUAAGGCUGAGGAGAAAAUUUCUGAAAAGACAAGUGUAAGAAUGUCAACACCAAAGUUUCUGUGGAAAAAAUAUGUCAUCCGGAGCCGUCCAUUGAAAAUUGAUUCAGAUACUACACCUAUUCCAAAGAUGGCACACAAGUUUCCUUCCUAUGAAGUGCAUGAGGUUAAGUCUUGGAAAACAACAUCCUGGUGGUCAGAUAGGCCAGACAACUUGAGGGCUGUCAGUGAUGCUGAUGCUUUAAAUGCUAGAGCCACUGGUCGUCCAGGGCUUGGCUUGCAGAGAGAACCCACCCCUAAACCAACAUCUGAAGCCAAAACGACAUCAGAUUCUAAGAACAUAAUUGAACCUUUUCAUAGUGUUGUUGGAGAAAAAGGAAGUCUGCCUAUUGAUUGCCGCUCACUUGGUUUGGGUACUUUUGCUGACCCUAGAUCCUGCGACCACUUUAUUAUAUGCCUGGGGGGUAACUGGAUGAACUUCCCCCCGCAUGUAAUGGCUUGCCCCACUGGUACACGGUUUGACCGCAAUCUCAAGAUUUGUAAUUAUGCCUCAAAUGUGAGGUGCAUUGAAAAUAUUGAUGUCUAAAUUUGGAAAGACCAAGUUGUUACCAUUAAUCAGGUGCCUUUCAUUAAUAUAUCAGAAUGGGGAUCCUUGAGUGUGAUGCAGCUUGAUGCUUUGAAAGUUUUCAGCUUAAAGAUUUGUACAAAACUUAAGGGAGCUUCUCAGCAUCAGCAUAUUAUGUUAUAUAAAAAAAAACAUUGUGCAAUAUGUAUACAUUUUAUUGUUCAUUUGAUGAUCACAUUUGUUUUUCCAGUAAUGGAACACAAGCCAUCAUAUUUUAUUAUUACCCACUGAGACAAUACUGAUUUUAUUAUAUUUAAUGCUUUAAAAAAAUUGCUCCAAGAAUUUCAUAUAACUUUAUAAAAAGAUUUUUUUUAUAAUUAUUUUUGUUUUUACAGCUUAAUUGGUAGGAGUGAAGUAAUUUUUUUUUUUUAAAUUAACAUGGGAAGCUAAUUUGGUCUUGUUCUCAAUGAGUAAUAACUAUGCAUUACUUGUACAAAGAUAUGUAUAUAUAUAUAUAUUUGUAAAUAGCUACUGUGUUUAAAAAGAUGUGUGUAUAUGUACAGCCAAAGUGGUAGCUAAAAUCAUCUUGCACAAGACCUUUUUUUUUCUCUCCAUUUUGCUUAGCUUGCCUUGAUAUCUUGUUGGCAAGCAUAAAACCUUUGUUUCUAACCUCAAGUCAUAUUUACAAUACUGUGUGUGAUGUCGAAUGGCCAGAAAUCUAUGUUUUGUCUUAUUUUAAUUUAUGUAUAUAUUAGAAACAGAUUUGUAUUUAUAAAGGCUACAUGUAAAAUGCAAAAGAAAAAAAAUGGAGUAUGGUAUUUUUGCUUUUUUAAGUUAAUGAUUUCCUUGUCUGACUGAAAAAAAAGUUCUGUGUGUAGUGGAAAUAUGUAUUAUAGGGUUUUAGUUUUUAAGACUGGCAUUAUUCUUGAUGUAAACAUGCAUAUCAUACUCCUAUCAAGUGUAUAUAAAAGUGUACAUCACACUCUGCCAAGUGUACUUUUACUCAUUAAUAAAUGUAUAUAAUCAAGCAAAUCCCUCUCCAGUGUAUAUAAAAGAGCAUUUCAUAGUCUCUACUGAAUACUCAGUAGAAAAUCUCAUAAUGUAAAUGUGCUUGUUCUCUGUAUAUUCUAUGCUAUAUAUGAAGCUCUCAAUGCACAAGGCUGUGUCACAAUGUAUAGUGUAGAUGUCUGUUGUCAAUGCAAACAAGAGUAUUAUAUAACAUGAGCAAAGUUUACUGCUGGUCAGCAAAUUUUCAUGAAGAUACAAAUGUUUUCUGUGAAAAUGUGUUUCAAAUGAUGAUGUACAAAUGAAGUGAUUGAAUCCAAUGCUAGUUUAUUUUCUGCUUUUAUAUCUAUCGACUGAUGGUUCACAUAUUCUAAAAUUAAGUACCAGGUAGUCGAGAUUUUGUGUCACUUGAAUGUUAUCUAAGCUAGUUUAUAACAUGAUCAAGUAGUCGUUAUAUAAGCUGUGUUCUUGGCAAUAAAAAUAACUAAUUUGGCAUCAAAAGUAGAAAAAUUUUUAUAUUGAUAUUUAUAUUGCUUUUUAAAUGGAUAAUAAUACAAGUAUUCCUAGAAUAAAAAAAGUUCUAUAUUUUAAGCGAGUAAAAAAAUUAGUAAUUAGUCAUUAUAUUUAUUCAAAGAUAUUUUAAGUAACAUAAUAGUUGAAGGAAUUCUCCUAUUAUGCAAAGUUUUCAGAAAAAAGCAACCUUUAACUCUUCUUUUUGAAUUUGCAAGCAAAAUAAAUGUGGAUUUAUCAAUCAUUUAUUCACUGUAAUUAAACAUGUCAACAGCUUGCUACAAUUUACAAUUAAUAUGUUUUGUGUUAAAAGCAUUUUUGGAAAACAAAAAAAAACUGUAAUGUUCUUAGGUUUCAUUGACUAGAGUUAAACAGUAUACAAUUUGUAACCUAUUUCUUAAAAACCUUUUUUUUUUAAUUCAAUAGUAUUUUUUUUUUAAAGCAAUUGCAAACAUUUGAUAUGCAAGAUUGAUUUUAUUAGUUAAUUUAUAAUAUUUUUUAAAAAGUUUAAUUUUUGUUGUACAUAGGGUUAUGUGCAGCUGUUUGUUGAAUGGGUUGUAUUAUACUUGAAAACAUAAAAGUUUGUUUGAACACAUUGUAAAAUACUAUAAUUUUUUUUGUUAUGUAUAUAUGUAAAUAUUUCAAUUAAAAAAAUUGAAACUUCUCUUGUUUUAUUCAUCUUCAGCUUUAAGAU
Molecule: messenger RNA, 4159 nt
Organism: Biomphalaria glabrata
Lineage: Eukaryota; Metazoa; Mollusca; Gastropoda; Planorbidae
Product: endochitinase-like
Exons: 11
Coding region: 1-1971 (656 amino acids)
Biological process (GO): carbohydrate metabolic process; chitin catabolic process
Cellular component (GO): extracellular region
Molecular function (GO): chitinase activity; chitin binding
Source: RefSeq, a predicted model, not a curated record